CAAACACUCAAUAAAAUUACUGUCUAGCUUGCAAUGUUAGAACAUUGUUUUAAUCGGCGCAAUUUUUCAACUUACAUUAAUGACUUGAAUUAAUGAUUUAUAUUUUUAACUCACCUCAACUCGAACUAAUGAUUUAUAUUGUAGUAAUUUCUGACUGAAACAAUUAAGUUUUUAUUUACAUUCAAGUCAACUGAGGCUUUGUAAAUUUUGGAUAUGGAUGAUCCCGACUAUUUAUUUGCCUUAAAGCUACAAAAACAAUUAAAUGAAGAGGAUUCUGACUUAGAAGAAGUGUCUUACCAAGUACCAGCUUUGCCAAAACUAAUUGAUAUAAAGCAGCCCGUUAAACGUAGUAAUCCGCGCUCCAACCUAGAUGACGAGUUUUUAAAUCGCACUCAAAAUCUGGUUCACCCAGAAUGGGAGAAACUUGAUCCUACUCCCAAUAUAUUUGCGAUGUUCACGAAUUUUGACGAAAAAUUCUUUAAAGGGAAAUUAAAAUGUGUCUCUUUAGAGUGGAGCAAACGCAUGUAUUCAUGCGCUGGUAUUUGCUAUUAUCAAGGCAACAAGUUUGGCAAAUCAAUAACUGUGCGUUUAAGUGAACCAUUACUUAAGUUACGUCCACGUAAAGACUUGGUGGAAACAAUGCUGCAUGAAAUGAUACACGCUUAUUGCUUUGUUUUAAAUAUUCGUGAAGGUAACGGUGGACAUGGUCCAAAUUUUAAGAAAAUCAUGAAUGCCAUUAACAGAGUAGCAGGAACAAAUAUUACGGUUUAUCACACAUUCUAUGACGAAGUGGAACAUUACAAACAGUUCUGGUGGCGCUGUAAUGGUAUAUGUCAAAACCGUUCACCUUUCUAUGGUUAUGUUAAGAGAUCAUCAAAUCGUGCACCUAGCGCACAUGAUCAGUGGUGGUCAGAGCAUCAAAGAAGGUGUGGUGGAACUUUCUUAAAAAUCAAGGGUCCAGAUUUAGAGAAAAAAGGCGACUCAAAACGCAGAAAGACUACAGAGAACGGUGAUUAUACUACAGGUGGGAAUAAAGAAAAAUAUGAGGAUUGGAUUUUUUAUGAUGAGGAUCUUCAAGUUAAACUUAAUACUAUAAAUGUUGUUGAAAUAUCGGAUAGUAGUGGCUGUGACGAUGGAGACGUAGAGCUGCCAACACCUAAGAUACGAAAGGGAUUAACUGCCGAUGAAAGACAAAUAUUGAUAAAGCAGGAAAUAAUUAACGAAACCACAAACUUAGAUGAAUCUGACAUAGUUUUAAUCGACGACGAAUUUGAUGAUAAUUUAACAGUUGCUACGGAAUUAGCAGAUACGUCAAUAAUUGAUGAAUUAUUUGACGAAGAUACAUUGCUGAAAGAAUUUAAUCUCCAAAAUGAUGUAAUCCCAACCGGUUCACGUUAUAAGCACAACAAAAAUGAUGAUAUCAUAAAGUGCCCUAUAUGUCAAAACCAAAUGAAGCGUUCUGUAUUAAAUGAACAUUUAGAUGGUUGUAGCGGCAUAACAGAAAAAAUUUUGUUUCCUGCCAAAAAAGUGGGAAAUUCACUAAUUAAUACUCGUGAAGUAAAACCCAAACGGAAGCCUCGUGCGCCUAGGCCAUCAUCUAGGGAUUUAUUGCGAAACGCCGGUUAUACUGAAGAAGAUUUAGUUAACAUUGUUUCAUCUGAAAAUAGCGAUGAUACUAUCGGUUUAUCGGAUACUACAUCUCCAGGAAAUUCUACGACAUGUGAGCUUGAUGAUUCAUUUGAAAAUUCCAGGUCUUAUCGUCAACGGAAUCUUUUGAAAACCACACGUCAGUGUCCACGCUGUGGAUUAGAAUUUGAUGAUGACGUUCUUAUUAUUCAUAUAAAAAAAUGCAAAUAAUGAAAUCGUUAUUUUUGUUUAAUUAUUUUUGUUAAUGAAACU
This is a messenger RNA of Teleopsis dalmanni, 1899 nucleotides long. RefSeq lists its product as uncharacterized. Gene Ontology annotation, cellular component: nucleus. Gene Ontology annotation, molecular function: metalloendopeptidase activity; polyubiquitin modification-dependent protein binding; single-stranded DNA binding. The coding region runs from base 214 to 1857 and encodes 547 amino acids. Lineage: Eukaryota; Metazoa; Arthropoda; Insecta; Diptera; Diopsidae. The record is from RefSeq and is a predicted model, not a curated record. The transcript is spliced from 5 exons. Gene Ontology annotation, biological process: DNA repair.